AUGAAUCGUAAAAUUCAGUUAACAUUAGGUCGUCAUGAGGAUCAAUCAUUCAUUCCAUCUUCUGUUCCAAGUACACAUGAAGAUGUAAAACAAUUAGAAGAAUAUUUUGACAAAUUACUCUACAAUGAUUACGCAUUAGAAGUCGGCCUUUGUCCGAAACGUCGUCGGAUCUAUGACGACCUAUUCAAUGAAUUGAUUCGCAUUACCAAAGUUCAUUGUCUCGAACGUGGCCUUCUCCUCGAACGAGUUAAAAAUGAAUAUACACAAUGGAUGAAUACCUACGAAGAAUUAUAUCCAAGCAGCAUGGCAUAUGGUAUGAGACAAAAUUUAUAUCGAUUGCAAGAAAAGAAGGAUUUAGAAGCGAAGAUUAAUACCUUAGAAGGUGAAUGUCAACAAUUACAGAAUGAACUCGAACGAGAGUCGGUGAAAUUUCAAGAAUUAAGCGAACAAGUUCAUCGACGGAACCGAAAUGAAAGUAAUGAACAACGUACAUUGCGAAAUAAUGUUCGAUUUUUACAAUCACAGAACAAGAAAGCUCGACAGAAUUUGGAAAAUACACUAAAUCAACUAUUAGCUUCGCCUAUUUUCCUCGGUGGACCGGAUCAAUAA
This is a messenger RNA of Adineta ricciae, 609 nucleotides long. NCBI's taxonomy places the organism in Eukaryota, Metazoa, Rotifera, Eurotatoria, Adinetida, Adinetidae. The record is from the annotation of a GenBank genome assembly.